AGAGGAAUCGAAACAAGUUCGAUCUUCUAUUACAUAAAAUCGGAAAAACGUGCGGAUUACUUUAUCAGGCGAAAAUUUCAAGAUUUUUCCACGAUUCCGUUGUUGCUGGCCGAUAAAUAGAUACGGGAUUUAAAAGUCCGAUCAGUUGCAAUUGAACUUCUCAAGACGUCAUUUGAGAUUGAAAAAAUAAUGGCCACUGCUAAAUUCAAAGAAGCUUCGCCAUUUACAAAGCCCCGACCUCCAGCAACCAAAGAGGAUUACCUCUACAAAGUGUUCGAGGACGAUUUGGCGCUAAAAUGUGCAUCGCAAUCCGAUCCAAUCCUGAAAGUGGCAAUUUUCGGAAUAGGGCGUGCUGGCACCAUUCACCUCUCAAACAUCAUCGAAAGCCCAAGAAUGAAACUCCUAUACGUCAUCGACGACAUGGAAGAAAAGUGGCCGAGAAUAAAAAAACAUUUCCGAUUGACUGACGUGACUUUCUUGACCAGCAAGCAGGCGGACGCGGUCUUCAAAGAUUCCAAUGUAGACGUCGUCGUCGUGGCAUCACCAACAUAUACUCACGAAGGAAUCGUAACGAAAGCUCUGGAGAAUCGAAAGGCGGUAUUCUGCGAGAAACCGGUGGCAGAAGAUCGAAAGAACACGGAAAAAUGUUUCAAUGUAGCAAAACAAGUGGGAAGACCCCUCUUCACUGCCUUCAAUCGUCGAUUCGAUCCCAGUUACAGCACCGUCAGGGAGAGAGUGCGUAAAGGAGAAGUUGGACAUGUACAGAUCAUGUCGAUUACAUCCAGAGACUCACCGAUGCCAACACUUGAGUACUUGAGGGACUCCGGAGGAAUUUUUCACGACUGCAUGGUCCACGACAUCGAUCUUAUGACUUGGUUGCUCGGCGAAUAUCCAAUCAAGGUGUCCGUUCAGGCAGUUGCUAAUUUCCCAGAGGUAAAAGCCAUCGACGACGUCGAUACUGUGGUGGCAACUCUCCAAUUCCCCUCAGGGACUCUGGGCAUGAUAAAUCUGUCCAGGAAUUCAGCGUACGGAUACGACAUGCGUAUCGAGGCUUUUGGACCCAAAGGAAUGAUUCGGGCUGAGAACGAACAGCCAAUUCACUGCGUUGAGACACAAUAUGGUCACGAUGGACCCAGACAUGCUCCCAUCUGGUACUCAUUCCCCAGUAGAUUUCGUCUGGCAUAUCGAAGGGAGAUGGAUAAUUUCCUGGAUAUUGUUUUGGGUCAUCGUGAGCUCAACGUCAAGCCUGAGGAAGUUCUCGCUGUCUCUCGUAUUGCUGCGGCCUGUGAAGAGUCCGCGAGGACAGGCAAAAUGAUUGAAAUUAAAUGGAAUCCUGGAGAGCUCCCGGUCAUUCACUGAUUCACUGAUUCGAUCCUUCGACCAAGACUGGAAUUUCACUGGUGAUUAAAAAAAAAUAAAAUAAAUACAACGCAUGCACCACCGCUA
Fopius arisanus is the source of this 1446-nucleotide messenger RNA. RefSeq lists its product as uncharacterized. The transcript is spliced from 4 exons. Gene Ontology annotation, cellular component: cytoplasm. Gene Ontology annotation, biological process: NADPH regeneration. NCBI's taxonomy places the organism in Eukaryota, Metazoa, Arthropoda, Insecta, Hymenoptera, Braconidae. The record is from RefSeq and is a predicted model, not a curated record. Gene Ontology annotation, molecular function: oxidoreductase activity; nucleotide binding. The coding region runs from base 190 to 1359 and encodes 389 amino acids.